Messenger RNA from Cervus elaphus (red deer), 1135 nucleotides. RefSeq names its product RAN, member RAS oncogene family (gene RAN). Gene Ontology annotation, molecular function: GTP binding; GTPase activity. Bases 124 to 774 code for a protein of 216 amino acids. Gene Ontology annotation, cellular component: nucleus; cytoplasm. Lineage: Eukaryota; Metazoa; Chordata; Mammalia; Artiodactyla; Cervidae. Gene Ontology annotation, biological process: protein import into nucleus; ribosomal subunit export from nucleus. The transcript has 7 exons. The record is from RefSeq and is a predicted model, not a curated record.
GCCCCGCCCUCCCUCGGCGCGCGCCGGCGUCGGCUGCGUCUCCGGGCAUUUGAAUUGCGCUUCCGCCAUCUUUCCAGCCCUCAGUCAGACGGGCGCGGAGACGCUUCUGGAAGUAACAUCGCGAUGGCUGCCCAAGGAGAACCCCAAGUUCAGUUCAAACUUGUUUUGGUUGGUGAUGGUGGUACUGGAAAAACUACAUUCGUGAAGCGUCAUCUGACUGGUGAAUUUGAGAAGAAGUAUGUAGCUACCUUGGGUGUUGAGGUCCAUCCUCUUGUGUUCCAUACCAACAGAGGACCUAUUAAGUUCAAUGUAUGGGAUACAGCUGGUCAGGAGAAAUUUGGUGGACUGAGAGAUGGCUAUUAUAUACAAGCUCAGUGUGCCAUUAUAAUGUUUGACGUAACAUCAAGAGUUACUUACAAGAAUGUGCCUAACUGGCAUAGAGAUCUGGUACGAGUGUGUGAGAACAUCCCAAUUGUGUUGUGUGGCAACAAAGUGGAUAUUAAGGACAGAAAGGUUAAGGCAAAGUCAAUUGUCUUCCACCGAAAGAAGAAUCUUCAGUACUAUGACAUUUCUGCCAAAAGUAACUACAACUUUGAAAAGCCCUUCCUCUGGCUUGCUAGAAAAUUGAUUGGAGACCCUAACUUGGAGUUUGUCGCCAUGCCUGCUCUUGCCCCGCCAGAGGUGGUCAUGGACCCAGCCUUGGCAGCACAGUACGAGCACGAUUUAGAGGUUGCUCAGACAACUGCUCUCCCGGAUGAAGAUGAUGACCUGUGAGAAAGUGAAGCUGGGGCCCAGCGUCAGAAGUCUAGUUUUAUAGGCAACUGUCCUGUGAUGUCAGUGGUGCAGCGUGUUUGCCACUUUAUUAUAUAGCUAAGCAGAACAUGUGCUUAAUCUUUGGAUGCUGAAGGAGAUGGAUGGGCUUUGGAGUGAAUGUGGCAGUUUAAAAAAAAAAAUACCUUCAUUUUUUGGACCUGCAUAUUUAGGUGUUUUGGAACACAGUUGUUUCCUCCUUGAGUUUCAAAUAUAAGACUGCUAUAGUCACAUGACAAUAUUGAGAGGUGGAAUCUUGUUUGUUACUGUCAUUCCCAUUCCUUUUCGUUUAGAAUCAGAAUAAAGUUGUAUUUCAAAUAUCUAA